AGGUCAGGAGGAAAGAUCAUGGGGUUUAACUUGGCUGAGUUUUCUGAUUUAAGUACAGGAUAUAUUCUCUGCAGGCUACAUGAGCUUCUCCUCUCCUUCUAACCCUCAUCUGCACCACUGCUCUGAUACUUCUUGAUUGCAUCUAUCGAAUAAAAUGAAUACCCUGGGGGUCACUGUGGUCCUGGGCCUACUGUUAGGGGGUUGGGCUCAGACCAACAAUAGAGCGACCUCAGUGUGACUCCCUGAGGCAGAGGAGGCUGCUCUGGCGGCUCAGGAUUACCUCGACGCCCAGCACACUCAUGGCUACAAGUAUGCACACAGAAUAGAGGACAUCAAGGUUACACUAAGGUAACCUGAUGGAGACAACACAUAUAAGUUGGAGAUUGAACUGCUGGAGACAGACUGUCAUGUCCUGGAUCCCACACCUCUUGCGAACUGCACCGUGAGGCCUAAAAGAAUGACGGCAGUAGAAGGAGACUGUGAUGUGCUGCUGAAGAGGGUUGGCGGAGUGAUGACCGUCACAGCAUUCAAGUGUAAAACAGAAGAAUCUACGGAGGACUUGUGCUUGGGCUGUCAUACCCUCCUUCCCCUAAACGACACUACUGCACUGGACUUUGUCCACACCUCUCUGGCAACCUUCAACAACAUGACUGAAAACGUCACGUACGCUGUUAUGGAGGUUGGAAGGAUGUCAUCACAGGUGGUGUCUGGGGGGGCAAUCUAUUUGGCAGAAUAUGUUGUAGUUGAAGCUAACUGCACUGAUGACCCCUGCGUUCCCCUGAAUGACGCCAUGGCUGCACGUGGUUUUUGUACCGCCAGAGGUUCUAGCAUUGAUCACUUAGUGGACUGCAAGAUGUUUUUAACUAUGAUGCCUAUUAUAGAUGCCAACAGCACUGUGGCAGAUGUCAACAUCACUGCAGCUGCAGAUACCAACAGCACUGCAGCUGCAUCUCCUGGCAUGCCACCGAUGGUCCACAUACACACAGGCAGCCUGUCACCCAAGCUUGGUCUGAGGUACCACAAACUGACUACUCUCCAUGAGCCUGAGCCAAGUGGCUUCCUGUCCUCAGAAUCUGCAGAGUCAUCCGAAGUUGUACCUGUAGCCCCGCCAGUGGUUGAUGCUGCUGCACCUGCUGCUGAUCUCGCUGCCGAUGAUGCGCUAGCUGCUGACGCUGGAUCGGACUCAGAUUCCUCAAACAGUGCUGAGGGUCCUGUUGUUGUGAAAAUAGAUGUACCUGUCGCAGCUGCCCACGCAGUGGUUGACCCCAUUGUUGUUGUGCCAGUGUGCCCAGGAAGGAAAAUAUUCUUUUAAGAGUUAAGGUCCUACAGACUCUAUACUUGCUUAUUUCAGCUACACUGGCACUAAAAUAAUGUAUGACUAAUGUGGUUGGUAGAUGUAACACCAAUUCAACAAAGAACAAUCCAUUAUAGAGUGAAACUAAUUAAUUGCAAAUUAUGCCUAAAUCAAAUAUAUACUUGUAUUGGAUGCUGAAUAAAAUGUCCCAAGUCAAAGUUGUGUGUUCCAUUUGGUCACCAGUCAUCCUUUAAAGGUGGGGUAGGUCAUUUUGGAGAACCAGCUCGAGUGGACUAGAAUUUGAAAAUACACAGCCGGAAAAAAAUCUGCCACUUCCUUACAGAGCCCCUCCUCCAACACAAACGAACGCGCACAUGACCGAUGAGGGCACAGAUGGAAGGCUGACAGGCAGGUAGGCCAUCCAGUUAUUUUAGCCGGGCCGGCUCAGAUGAUUGGUCGUGAUUUUUACAGUACUACGGCUUCCAUAGAUGACGUUUUUUUAAGAUAUUCAUUGCCAUCGGGAUGUUACGAGCAUUCCAUGGAAUAUAACAAGUGUAUCGCGAGCCGGUUUCUCAAACUUACCUACCCCACCUUUAAAUGUACUGAAACAUUUCUGCUGCACUACAUUUCCUAGACGCAUUCAAUAGUAUACCCAAGGCCAUUGACAUGUUCGAUGAGGACACACUGAUAUACGUCAUGCCACAUAUUUAAAGGUGAUUGUGAAACAAAUGACUGUUUGCCCAGUGUGUUGACUAAUGCUAAUGACAUCCCUGUGAACCCAUUGACAUUUCCCCAAUAAAGAACAUUUUGAAAUUG
Molecule: messenger RNA, 2110 nt
Organism: Gymnodraco acuticeps
Lineage: Eukaryota; Metazoa; Chordata; Actinopteri; Perciformes; Bathydraconidae
Gene: ahsga
Product: alpha-2-HS-glycoprotein 2
Biological process (GO): negative regulation of endopeptidase activity
Cellular component (GO): blood microparticle; extracellular matrix; extracellular region
Molecular function (GO): cysteine-type endopeptidase inhibitor activity
Source: RefSeq, a predicted model, not a curated record